AUGUAUGCCUUGCAACUGUUGUGGGGGACCCCUAAAUCGUCAUUUAACCUACUCCCGGUUUAUUGUCACAAUCUGAAGCUAGCAAAUCCAGAGACUGUGACAGAGAUCACUCUUGAUGGACUUGGACGAUUCGACAUGUUGUUUGUCGCACUCGGUUGUUCGAUUCGAUUGUUUCUAGGACAUAUGAGACCGUUUCUUAUAAUGGACGGUGCCCAUCUGAAGGGGCCAUACGUUGGCACCAUGUUCUUAGUGGUUGGCAUGGUUGGAAACAAUGGGAUCGUACCCAUUGCAAUGGGAGUGGGGAAGACAAAAAGUAGCCUGUCAUGGACAUGGUUUUUAUGUAAGCUUUGGCAGUGUAUCUGUGAUGUGCCCAAUUUAACCUUUGUUACUGAUAGGGCUGCCUCUAUCGACCUGGCCAUACGAAUUGUAUUUCCUAACGUGCACCACAUACUUUGUUUUCGGCAUCUGAGCCAGAACCUCCGUCUAAACUCCACUAAUGAGAAAAGUAAACGGUGGAUGCUCUGGGAGGCAUGCAAAGCUUACAGGUUGUCGGACUUUGAAGGUACUAUGGAUUUGAUGUGGUAUAGUCUACCUAGAGCCGCUCAUUAUCUUGAGAAAUUUGGCUACGCUAGAUGGGCACGAUCACACUUCCCUGGAUUGCGUUACAGUGCAAUGACGUCCAAUAGUGCUGAGUCCGUCAACUCAGUAACGCGGUUUGCACGCUGUGUUCCGAUAACAAUGUUAAUUGAAUUUUUUCGGGCAACAUUGCAACAAUGGUAUUUCAUACAUCGGCAUAACGAAGCGCAAAUGAUGAAUGCAGUGACUCCUUGGGGGGAGGCCAAAUUAGAGAAGAGAAUACAUAGGAGCACAAAUUGGAAGGUAUAUCCCAUCAGCGAUUUGUUGUUUGAAGUUGAUGACAACUAUAAGAAAGGAACGUGUGAUUUGCAUGCUAAGACUUAUAUUCAAUACUGCUGUCAAUUAUGUUCUGUUUGGUUCAAUUCCGACUUUUACCGUGCAACAUACGAGGAGGAAGUCAUUCCCCUUCCACCAGAAGCUGAAUAUGUGUUUCCCAACGAACGUUUGACUGUCCUACCGCCUCCAUUGGACAUACAAAACUCAGGCAGGCCACGUAACCGCGAUCGUAUCCCGUCACGAGACGAGGAACCAAUAGUGAAAACUUGCAGUCGAUGCGGCCAGAGUGGACAUUUUCGAUAUAACUGUACGAGUCCGAUGCCAGCUCCUAGGCCGACGCACGGAAGUUCAAGUAGUCGUCGUUGA
This is a messenger RNA of Cynara cardunculus var. scolymus (artichoke), 1278 nucleotides long. RefSeq lists its product as uncharacterized. NCBI's taxonomy places the organism in Eukaryota, Viridiplantae, Streptophyta, Magnoliopsida, Asterales, Asteraceae. The record is from RefSeq and is a predicted model, not a curated record. The transcript has 4 exons. Gene Ontology annotation, molecular function: nucleic acid binding; zinc ion binding. The coding region runs from base 1 to 1278 and encodes 425 amino acids.